Lates calcarifer (barramundi perch) is the source of this 2206-nucleotide messenger RNA. RefSeq names its product arrestin domain-containing protein 3. The record is from RefSeq and is a predicted model, not a curated record. Gene Ontology annotation, biological process: protein transport. The coding region runs from base 201 to 1646 and encodes 481 amino acids. The transcript has 6 exons. Gene Ontology annotation, cellular component: cytoplasm; plasma membrane. Lineage: Eukaryota; Metazoa; Chordata; Actinopteri; Centropomidae.
GCCUGCAGUCUCUUCCUGCGACCCACCAUUUCCUCCCCUCUUCGCUGGAUGGCAAUAGAGGUCUUCAGGCUGACUUUCCCAGGGCGUGACGCCAUGAAUCCCCCAUAAUCAGAACAGCAAACAGCGAAGACGUUUAGAAAGUAAAUUGUGGAUCGGGCAUAUGUUUUUCUGUUUAAUUAAGCGACACAGUCACAACAACAAUGCCUUCCAUUAAAAGCUUUACGAUGACUUACGACGCGCUGAAUGAGUCCCGGACGUUUUCGGAAGGAGACAGGAUAACAGGAAAAGUAACAUUGGUGCUAUUUAAGGACACCAAAGUACUGAAACUGUUUGUUAAAGCAAAGGGAGACGGUAGCGUGAGCUGGUCGACCACGAGCGGCGAUCGCAACCAUACGUACAGUGCAGGGAGGAGGUUUUUCAAACUGAAGCAGUUUUUAAUCCAAGAGGCGUCCCACGAAACAAUCAUUCCCCAAGGGAUUCACCACUACAAUUUUAGCUUUAACAUACCUCAAGGGACUUCCUGGUCUAAAGGACUGCCUUCAUCCUUCAAGGGGAAUCAUGGAAAGAUUGUUUACAAGCUGGAAGCUGUGCUGUCCAGGAGUUGGAGGAUGGACCGCACACUCAAAGAGGAGUUACAAUUUGCCUCCAAAUCCUUUCCACCCCGUCAUUCUCUGAUGUCACAGCAAGUUGGUUCAACAAACGAAGAGAUGGGACUCUUCUCAAAAGGACAUGUACGACUGAAUGUCACUGUUGACAGAAAGGCUUAUGCCCCAGGUGAAACAGUGGAUAUUGUUGCAAAUAUUGACAAUUCUUCAUCCAGUGAGAUGACACCCAAGUUCAAGUUCACCCAAGAAGUGGUGUACUGUGCCAGGGGCAAUACCAAAUUUGAAGAAAAUGUUAUCCACAAAGUGCUUGAUAACUGUGUUAAACCCAAAACCCAGAAGCAGGUCAGGUGUGCGUUCAAGAUUCCUCAAUUUCAGACCCUGACAAUCCUGAACUGUGACAUCCUCUCAGUGAAAUACUAUGUAAAGGUGUAUCUGGACAUCAGAUUUGCCUCCGAUCCAAAAGUCGUUUUCCCGGUGAUCAUUCUUCCACCUGAGUUAGCUCUUGGCCCUCAGCCUGAUGUGGCUGCAGAACCCUACCCAGCUGGGGCUGCUGGGGGCCCCAGUGACAGCGACUUUCAUUCCCCAGGGGUGUGUAUGAGUCCUUAUCCUGCAUUCCCACAUUCAGCCAUUCAUGAGUACCCAGGAGCUCAAAGGUACUCAGCACCACAACCCACAUAUCCAGAUAACCCACCAAUGUACAGUGGUCCACCAGUUGUGUACCCUGCUCAGCCAGCACACAUGAGCGGGUCCUACAGUAACCCAGCACCACAGCUCGCUUCUCCACAUAGAUCUCCAUUUUCAUCUCCAUCACCAUCUUUCAUGGUUCCACCUACUGCCCCAACAUCUCAUCCACCCCCAACUGCACCAGAGAUCUAUCCAUCCCCUUCCUCACUGUCUCACAUAUCCCCACCUGCUCCUACAUACAGUUUGCUGCCUUCUGCAUCAAUGCUGAACACAGACUUCCUGUCUCAAUCAGACGAACCUCCUCCAACGUAUUCCAACCUUUUCCCAUCUUCUCCUGAAAAUUCUGAUGCAAAAUAAUAGACUGAAUCAGUUCAGUAAUUAUGAGGUCACUAACAGUGCAAAAUCAGAUCUUCCGAACCAUGCUUAUUUAUCAGUUUUAGAUUUCAAGUGUGAAUGUAAAACAAAAAAAUGGCAUUGUGUGCAGUAUUUACUAUUUACGUGUUAACAGUAAUAUACAGAAAUAGGACUUCUGUAUUGUGUGUGAUGGUUGUUUUCCAGCCAGUUGUUAAAUAGCUAUUACUCAAACCUCAUGGGGAUACACUGUGUAUUUCAUGUGCCAUGUUCAACUCAAGUGCCCUAGACUGAUCAUUUUCUCAGCCAUGUAUUGAAUACCUACUCUUUCUACCUCACUGGUCUAUGUGGAAGAUAGUUACAAGAAAACAUUUACAACAUUUCACUGUGUUAAGGAAAAAAUACUUUUUAUACUUUGUUAAAGCAGCCAACCAAGAGGCUAAAAUAUAUAUAUAUAUAUUCGAUUUGUUUUACAGUCUGUUGAGUUACAGCAACUUCUGUUUAUGUCUUAUGUCUCAGCCUUGUAAAUUUGAAUAAAGAACAGUCAGGUCAAGUUUCUCUGUGAA